Aspergillus fumigatus Af293 is the source of this 1494-nucleotide messenger RNA. The record is from RefSeq and is a predicted model, not a curated record. Lineage: Eukaryota; Fungi; Ascomycota; Eurotiomycetes; Eurotiales; Aspergillaceae.
AUGGCGUCGAUAGCAUCUUUGUUGAAUCCCCUUCCCGGCCCGAGCCAACUAUCAUCACCAACCCGAACACUGGCAAGCUCUGCAGCCAGUAUGGCUUCUAAUACGCCCCGUCCUAAACGGCCCAAGGUUGCCAAAGAUGCUGCGAUCUUCACAAAGGCCAAGCCUAGGGGAGAGGUUCGGUAUCCCCCUUGUGAAGAGCGAGACGAAGAGCUGGCUCGAAUGCACCGCGAAUUUCGCAUCCAUCCCAUGGGUGAUAUUUCAGAGUAUGCAAGACACAUACCAUAUAACAGUGACAAGAAAUCGUUCCAGGAGCGCACUGGUCGGGAGAGUUUUGAGGGUGAGUCACACAGCGAACAACAUACCACAUACCCGAGGGGUGUAUAUGCUUACAAGAUCUCUAUAGUCUUUCAGUAUACUUUUAAGCUUCCUGGUGACGAGAAAGAAUGGAUCGUGAUGUGGGAUUACAACAUUGGUCUUGUGCGGACGACACAUCUCUUUAAGUGCAAUGACUAUUCAAAGAUGCUGAAUGCCAACCCUGGUCUUCGCGAGAUCUGUCACAGUAUCACUGGAGGAGCACUUGCCGCCCAAGGCUAUUGGAUGCCAUAUGAGGCAGCAAAAGCGGUGGCAGCGACGUUCUGCUGGAAGAUCCGACAUGCAUUGACACCAUUAUUUGGCCUGGAUUUCCCAUCGAUGUGUAUCCACCCUCAGGACCGAGGACGGUUUGGCCGUAUGGUCAUUGACCCGGCUAUUGUAAGAAAGGCCACCGAGACGGCAAACUACUACCGCAUUCUUGAACUCCAGUCUCCGUCCUAUAGUUCCCUUCACCUUACCCGCACAGGAGGCAAAUUCCGCCCGAACUCAACAGGGAGCUCUGGGUUCGUGAAGCGACUCAUACCCCGAUCUCAUGAGCACCGAUACUCAGAGAGUAGGACCGGCUACGGGUCGUCCUCGCCCGAGUGUCAUGGCGACGUAUACUGCGUCUCCCCAGUGAGCCCGUUCCGGAACAGCUUCACCCCCGUCAACACACCACGAAGCUCCGAAGUGAUCUGCUCGAAGUUACCCUCACCGCGAGCGAUAGCCGCCACCACCGCCCCCAUGCCCGACCGAGAACACACAGCAGGAAGUGAGGAGGAUUCCGGGUCGGACGAGACAGGCUCCUCGACCAUGUACACGGAGAGUACCAGUACCACGACAGAGGUCCUCUCCGUGGACCUCGAUGCCGACGACGAUGACGAUGACGAGGAUUAUCGCGAGAAAAGCGACCGAAGCGAUAGGAGCUCCGUCAACUCGUCGAUUCCUGACCAUAACCGGAAGAUCGAGACCCGGUCCAGGGGGAAACAUAGCUCUGCGCUGUUCGCGCGAGAAGUCAAGGCCGCGCAUGCCUUGCUGAGCUUACACAUGCAAGAAGCCAUGGGCAGUGACGGCGAUGAAGAGCCUCUGCUGACGGCCUCGAGGGGCUUGAACAGUAGGAAGAGACGGAGGGCAUCUGCUUGA